AUGUCGGCAGACUUCUGGGCUAGCUAUAUCUCUGGAGCGUUGGGGAUAUUGGUGGGUAAUCGCCUCGAUGUCCUGAAGGUCGCCGCUCAAGCAGGCACUAGCGGUGGUGUUGCAAGACCGACUCUACAGUCCGAGUCUGACCGACGUCUUCGGAGGGUUACAGCAUUGUUCAGAGGAGCUGCUGCUCCCGUCUUGGGCUAUGGUGCAUUGAACUCUAUCUUGUUCAUGACGUUCAAUCGCUCAUUGAAGCUGAUGGACCCAAGCAUAUUCGACUACACAAAGCUCGCUGGCGUGGACUUGAGCAAGAUUUGGGUGGCAGGCGCAAUUGGAGGGCUCGCUACCUUUGUCGUCUCCGCGCCAUCAGAGCUCAUCAAAUGCAGGGCCCAGCUGAUCGUCGAUGGACAAGGAUCUUCAUAUGGGGUGUUCAAGGAAAUAUGGAAGUACGGUGGGCUUCGAGGACUCUACUACGGAGGCACAAUUACUGCUGUCCGGGAUGCCCUCGGAUACGGCUGGUAUUUUUGGUCGUACGAGCUAACCAAGAGACUGCUACUUUCGCGACAAGCCGAUCCAUUCACUUCUCCUACUACCACAGAAGUUCUAAUCAGUGGCGGCAUUGCCGGAGUCGUCACCUGGGUAUCCAUCUAUCCUCUGGAUAUUAUCAAGACCCGUCUCCAGACGCAGCCUUCUCCAACCGCAGAAGGCCAAAGGCUUCUUCCUGGGGCCAAUGUGGCCGCUCACCAAGCAAAGACUUCUCUGGCCAUCGCUCGGGAAAUUUGGCGAAGCUCAGGGGUGGGCGGCUUCUAUCGUGGUGUUGGCAUCUGUAGCCUGAGGGCAUUCGUCGUGAAUGCUGUCCAGGUAGGCUGCCGGUGUGGUUUCAUCGUCGUUACCUACUAA
Molecule: messenger RNA, 894 nt
Organism: Fonsecaea multimorphosa CBS 102226
Lineage: Eukaryota; Fungi; Ascomycota; Eurotiomycetes; Chaetothyriales; Herpotrichiellaceae
Exons: 1
Coding region: 1-894 (297 amino acids)
Biological process (GO): transport
Molecular function (GO): transmembrane transporter activity
Source: RefSeq, a predicted model, not a curated record